Molecule: messenger RNA, 1815 nt
Organism: Aureobasidium vineae
Lineage: Eukaryota; Fungi; Ascomycota; Dothideomycetes; Dothideales; Saccotheciaceae
Source: the annotation of a GenBank genome assembly
AUGGCCGCUCCUCGCCAAUGGGGCGUCACUCCNCCCGUCUCGACCGCCUUCCCUACCGACAAGGAGCUCGCCCAGAGCGAAGCUCUUCUCGCCGAGCUCAAGGAACAAAAAAGCUUUGAGGCCACCGAAGACACCAACAAGCGCGUCGCUGUCCUGGCCACCUUCCAAAAGGUCACGACCGAGUUUGUCAAGCAUGUCGGCCGGACAAAGGGUCUCUCCGACAGCGUCUUGCAGAAUGCUGGCGGCAAGGUCUUUACCUUUGGCAGUUAUCGCCUUGGUGUCUACAGUCCAGGUAUCCUGCCUGUCACCCCCUCUCUGUCCUUCCUCGCUGACACAUCCACCNNACCAGGCUCUGAUAUCGACACGCUCGUCGUUGCGCCCAAGCAUGUUUCCCGCGAGGACUUCUUCGAGCACUUCCGCGCCAUUCUCGAGUCCAUGUCGCCGCCCGGCUCCAUCGAAAAGUGUACCGCCGUGCCCGAAGCCCACGUCCCCAUCAUGAAACUCGUCUACCAAGCCAUUGAGAUCGAUCUGAUCUUUGCUCGUCUGCAGCUCAACUCGAUCCCACCGAACCUCGACCUGGAAGACAACAGUCUACUGCGCGGCCUGGACGAAGCAGACUUGCGCUCUGUCAACGGAACCAGAGUCACCGAUGACGUCUUACGUCUGGUGCCCCAGGAAAAGACCUUCCGCCAUGCCCUGCGCUGCAUCAAGCUCUGGGCCAGUCGUCGCGCCAUCUACGGCAACAUCAUCGGCUUCCCCGGAGGAAUCGCUUGGGCCAUCAUGGUUGCUCGCAUCGCCCAGCUCUACCCUCACGCUUCCGGCUCGUUGAUUGUUGCUCGCUUCUUCCAGCUCAUGAGAAACUGGCAGUGGCCCAUGCCCGUCAUGCUCAAGGCCAUCGAGUCCGGUCCUCUCGACCAUACCGCCAAGAUCUGGAACCCCAAGAUUUACCCUGGCGAUCAGCGACAUCUCAUGCCUCUCAUCACUCCAGCCUAUCCUUCCAUGUGCGCCACUCAUAACAUCACAAAGUCCACUCUGGCUGUCAUCACCCGCGAACUCGAACGCGGCCACGAAAUCUGCUGCAACAUCAUCGAUGACAAGUCAAACGUGCAAUGGAAGCACCUCUUCGAAGGUCACACCUUCUUCACAAAGGACUUCAAGUACUAUCUCAGUGUUGUUUCCGGCAGUCUGAAUGAAGAAGCUCAAGGCGAUUGGAAAGGCUUGGUCCAAUCAAAGGUCAGAAGACUCAUCGGCAGUAUCGAGCAGUCUCAGCCCAAUGUCGCCUACGCCCGCCCUUUCACCAAAGGCUACGAACGCGUCCACCGUGUCAAGAAUGACGAAGAAAAGGACCAGGUCAUGCAAGGCAGUAUCAAGUUUCAAGUCUCAAAGACCGAGACCGUUGAUGAGGCACAGAAUGUCAAGCAGCUGUCUGCUGAGCAAACCUCUCUGGACAACCUCGACGAGCCUGCCACCAAGGUCGAAAAGCCUGAUGAGCAGGAAAACGGCAUGACCAACAUCUGGACCACGACCUACUAUGUCGGAAUUGAACUGGUUCCAGUACAGGACUUUAGGCACCAAUGUACUCAGGCGACCCAGUACAACGAAGAUGUCAACUCGAUCCGCGUCAUUGUUGUNAAAGAGGAAGGCGAGCAACGUCCUGUCAAGGCAAAGAAGACCAAGGCCGCCAAAGCCGCGAAUGGCACCAAGAAGCGAAACGCCGGCGAAGCCAACCUGGACCAGGAAAACGGCAAUGCACAAAACGCAUCUAAGCGCAGAUCUACGAACAGUCAGGAUGCUCCCAAUGGUGGCAAGCCUUGA